Messenger RNA from Linum trigynum, 5883 nucleotides. Lineage: Eukaryota; Viridiplantae; Streptophyta; Magnoliopsida; Malpighiales; Linaceae. The record is from the annotation of a GenBank genome assembly.
UAUCUUCAUUUGAGCUACUUUCUCAAAACCGAGAUCGGAAAUAUUGUCUGUAUUUCUGCCGUAUGUUGCUGCACCAUCUGAGUUUGCUGUGUAUAGUAGAACCCUUCUCAAGGAGUUUGUUUCUGGAUUAGAAGUGUAAGAACGACUCUGUGAAUGUUUAUGCUUGAUUCUAUAUUUUAGUUGACUAUUAUACAGUCAUUUACGCUUGUGUUCUUGCUUCAUGUGCAGAUACUUGCGCCAAGAGCCAUGGAAUGAUAGUGCAAGAUACUUGCUAAUCCUUAAUCUUUUUCAGAAGGCACGUGAAGAGCGAUUCCCUUCACAAACUUGCAGCACUCUUCAGAGGCUCAUCUCUGCUGCUCUGUCAAAGAGAGAGCCCCCAAGUGACUGCAUGUUUAACCAUUAUAAGAAGUUUCAACUUCUGCUUGGUGCUUCUGAAAUUAGUUUGCACUGUGGCAAUCUUACUGAUGCCGAGGUCUAUGCUAAAGAUGCAUCUUUACUUCCUCUCCCUCAUAAGUAUCUGUUUUUUGGACACUUGCUAUUAUCUCGAGUUUAUGCUGCCAAAGGUGAUCAUAUGAAUGUUACACUAGAAUAUGCAAGAUGUCUGGAGCUGAAGACUGAUUAUCAUAUUGGAUGGAUAUGUCUCAAAAUCAUGGAAUGUCAAUACGCUUUGCAAGCUGAUUCAAGUGUAUUGGAGUUGAGUUUCAGGGAAUGUUCGAAACAGUGGAAAAAAUCAUGCGAUGUGUGGAUGGCCCAAUUCAAUUUGGUUCUAGGUUUAGCAUAUCUCUCAAACAAUGAUCCUUUUUCAGCUGAAGAUUGUCUUACACAAGCAUGUAGGCUGGUGGAUACCGAGAGCUGUUUUCUUCUCUGUCAUGGAGCCAUCUGUAUGGAACUUGCCAGGCGGUUGUCUAGUUCCCAGUUUUUAGUGCGUUCGGAAAGGAGUCUGGUUAAAGCUAGCAAUCGUUUUGUGAUUCCUGUGCCUAUCACAUCAUUACUUCUAGCACAAGUUGAAGGGAGCCUUGGUCGCAGAGAAAAAUGGCAGAAGAACCUCCGCCUUGAAUGGUAUUCUUGGGCACCAGAGAUGAGACCGGCAGAACUUUUCUUUCAAAUGCAUUUACUUGCAAGAGAAUCCGGAGCUGCUGCUGCUGCUGCUGCUGCAUCUUCAAGCCUGGAGUUGUGUCAAAGCCCUGAACAAUGGGUUCUUAGAGCAAUUCAUAGCAAUCCUUCCUGUUCUAGGUAUUGGAGGGUCUUGAAGAAGCUUCUUGACUGAGCUGCUCAACUGAAAGAGCACGAACUCCGGUACAAAGUUGGUGCCAGUGGAAGCCGCGAUCUACCUAUAGAUGUUGAUGUUCUUGUUGUAGUUGGUUAUUAUGUGCCAAAACUCUCGGUUCAUUUUUAAUCCAACCUCUGCUCUCAGCUCUUGCUUUUCAGACCAUCUGCUGGCUUGUUGCAUGCUGCACACCCAGAUAUCAAGAAGCUGUUACACUAGUUUAGCCUCAGACAAUGUAAUUCACUGAAUUUUUUUUUUUGACGUACAAUGUAAUUCACUGAAUCUGCUACUGUUUUUGUGCAAGUUAAAGGAUUUUCUCCACGGGAUUCGUUUGUCUUCUUUACAAGCGAAUUUAUGUCGUAUUUGGCCAUCAAAUUUGAAAUGUUGAACUGUUUUCAAAUGUGUAAGUAGAGGUGUCAAUUUUCAAUUUAAUUCAUCCACCUAAGUAUCUAUUAAUUCAAUUCAUUUAUCAAAUUAAUUUGAUCAAAUUUAAUUGAAUUGGUGGAUUUAUGGAUCUAAAUGAUAAAUUAUGAUUUUGUACUUAUACUUUUGAUAUUUCACUUUCUGGACGAAAAAUAUAUUGAAAAAUUAUGUUUUGGUAACUAUAAAUUCCAUUAUCACAUUUUGUUACCUAAACUUUUUGAAAUUUACAUAAGUUGGUCAAAGACUUGAGUGUCAUUUGGAUUCAUGAAUCAAUCCACCAAUUCAUUUGAUCCAAUUUAUGAAUCCACCAAUUCAUUUGAUCCAAUCCAUAUGAUCCAUGAAUCCACCAAUCAAUUCCACCAAUCCAUGGAUUGAAUCCAUUUGUCACCUCCGUACGAAAGGAAAGAGAUCGCCAUCGGUGGCAAUUUAAAACAAUCAUCCGUUCGAACAUGAAUAUCAAUGAAUUCCCGAAACUAAUACUAGCGAUCAAAUAUAUGAACAACUUUUCACUUCCCUUUCAUAUAGCCCACAAUAAUUUUGACAGCUCUCACACUAUGACCAUCUACAAUGAGUGAGCCAAAGUGCCAAAUACGACUCACAAACAAAUAGGCAAGGGAAGGCCACUCGCAGGUAAGGCUGCAAAUGAGCCGAGCUGAGCCGAGUUUUACCUCAGUUUGAGCUUGACUCGUUAACAAAUGAGCUGAGCUCGAGCCCGAACCAUUUAUUAACGAGCCGAGUCGAGUUCGAGCUAGGCUUGUUUACUAAAUUCUUAGAUCGUAUUUAAUACAUUCAUUUUGUAUGGUACAUGUGAUUGAUGUAGCGAUAAAAAAAUAAUCAAAUGUUCAACAUUAAUUAAUCUUAUAUUAUAAUUUUUAGGUAUCAUAUUGUUUAGUUAAUAAAUUUUAACUAGUUCAAAUCAUGUUAUUUCAUAGUAUCGAAACAAUUUUGUAAAUAAUUUCUUUAUAGAAUUAAAAAUAAGACAUAUUUUCUUACAUGUUAAACUUCACAUGAUGUGAGAUAUAUAAUUUAACAAUCCUAUGAAUUAUGAAAGUCCAAAUUAGAUCGAUUAGUCCAUAAGUCAGUGAUCAAGUUGGCCCUCAAACCACAAUGUUGAGACAUCUCAUGAGCUCUAAAUGAGCCAACUCACGAGUUGAGCUCAACAAGCCACCGAGUCGAGCUAGCUCGCGAGCUUCACGAGCUGAACAUAGCUAGGCUCAAGCUUGGCUCGUCAGUAAACGAAUCGAGUUUCGAACGAGUUUUUCCCGAUUCGAGCCUCGAGUUGCUCACGAGUAGCUUGGCUCAUUUGCAGCUCUACUCGCAGGGUAUGUGAAGACACGAAACGUGCUGGCGUGACUGGGCAGCUGGCCGUGUGAUGCGGAACGCACGCUUCCCUCCCUUUUUUAAUUUGCCAAAUUGCAGAUCAACCCUCCAUAAAAUUUCUCCACUAGCCCCCAAUUUUUCCUCCAACAGCUCUUUUCUUUCCCAAUAGCUAUAUUUUUAAAGUUUUUCUAUAAAUACCACCACAUACUUCCCUUCUAAUUACCAUGGAUUUGACCGUAAAAAAAAUUUAGUAAUUACACCACGACUGCAUUUUCCUCUAUUUGUUUUUACAAAAGAUAAUCAUAUAUUGAUUCAAAUGAUAGGUAAUUACAUCCCGGAGUUCAGACAGGCCUGGAAAUCAAACACACGACUCAUAGUCGGGUAUAGAGAAAGGACUUUUCGAGCCACCAAGUGGGCUACCCUAUUGCUACGCCGACUUACAAAUCGCACACUAAACCCACUAUGAUUGGUAAAAUACUGCACAAUUUCUUCAAGAAUCGCUCCCAUCCGAUUAUCGUUGUAUCUGUCUGACUGACCUUCUCAAUAACUACUUUGGAAUCGCCUUCAAAUCAUAUCUCCGUGAAGCCAUGAGCCAAACACCAUAGGAUGGCCUCAUGAAGCGCAAGUAAUUCAACCACCAUAGGGUCGUCAAUGGAAGGGAACUGCACCCCCGGGCCAAAAGGAUCUGUCGAUCUUGGUUCAUAAUAACCAUUCAGCCUGCCGAACGAGACACACUCCUAAUUGCCCCAUCCCACAUACAAACAGCAGAGUGAGCCCCACUAGGACUCCACUAUUGUACCAAGGGAGGGGGGUGGAAGAACGGAGAAACCGGUCCACCGACAAACUUUCCCGUACUAUUUACCCUAAAAACCCACCCAGUUACGAGAUCGCCAGAUCCUCCACAACAAUGCAACAAUAGCCAUAAACAAUGACGGUUGGUGGAUAAGAGAUAUCAACUUCUUUAAGAGAAGAGGAAAGGUGUGUCGAGGCAAUCCUUGUCCAAGAUGCUCCAUCCCUGAAAGAUCCCAAAACGCAUGACUACCGUGUAAUCAAGAAAUAAAUGCCCCAUCGUUUCUGAUUCGCCUCAGCAGACUGGACACCUAGGAAGCACAUGGAAAUCCUUCUCAAUUAGGCCUCUGUAGUUGGGAGGAUUCUAUUGAAAAUUUGUCAAACAAAAACUUUCAUUUGGGUGGGAUGUUUUCUUCCCAUAACCGAAUCUAACUGGCCCUAUCCAUCCAACUAGACAUGGAUGGAUAGAGAAAACCCCAUCAGGCAUGGCAUACCAAAUCAAUUUAUCGGGAAAAUUCUGACGAGUAAGAGGGAUCGCUUUGAUGGCCCGACAUGUAGAAGGAUCAAUCACUGAGUAAGUUUAUCAUCACACCAAUGACCUUCUCCUUGGAAUAUAACCUCAGGGCAGACGGAUCCCCCCAGGAGGCAGCACCCGGGGAUUAUACAUUGGGAGUUCAGGGUGCAAUUUAGCAAUACAGUUAGAACGAAGCAGAGAAGCAGUCUGGCCAUGCCCAAUUUGUCAUUGCAAGCCCAAAUCUAAUAGCUGACGACCAUAGAGGAUACUCUGCCAUCCUACGAUGGGCGAGAGCGAGACGUAGCAAUAAGGAAAGACACAUUGGAAAAAUACUUACCCUUAUAAACUUGAGCCAGGAAGGACUGGUGUUCAGUCAGAAUUCUCUAUCCAAUUUUGGCCAAGAGAGCAAGGUUAAAAUGCUUUCACUGGCGGACUCCCAUACCCCCUUCAUGCUUACUCCGACACAUAUUGCGCCUAGAAAUCCACCGGAUCCAAGACUGACCAUCCUCAACACCCCACCAGAAUCUGGUGACAUGCUUAUCCAAGAGUCAGCAAAGAGAAAGAGGCAAUUUGAAACAGGACAUAAUAUGCAACGACAGAGCUAGUGCAACUGAUUUAAUCAGAGUCUCCUCAGCCUCCCAUGAUAAUGUCAUCUGUUUCCACCCCUGUAAUCUUUCCAACAAUUUCUCCUCGAGAUAACGGAAUGUAGCUGUUUUCGAUCUGGAUAUAAACAUAGGUAAUCCCAGAUAUUUAUCAUGCACACCAAGUGCCCCCACACCUAGAGUCUGAGCCAAGAAUUCUUGGUCCGGCGUAGUAAUGUUCUUACUGAAACAGACUGCCGAUUUAUCCAAGUUAACUCUUUGACAACUCAAAUCUUCAUAUUCAAUUAAAACCACGAUCAAAUUCUCACAUUUCUGAAGAGAACCUCUUAGGAAUAAGUAAGAAUCAUCUAAGAAGAACAGGUGCGAGCUUCAGGGGGCAAGAGGGACCACUUUCACACCCCUCAAGUUUUCCUUCCGGAAUGGCCUUGCGAAGGAGCGUCGCAAAACCUUCCGUACAUAUCAGAGAGAAGGGAUUACCCUGACGGAGACCCCUAGAUGGUGAGAAGAAACUCGAAGGGGUACCAUUCAUGAGGACAGAAAAUGACGUCGAUCGGAGGCAUUCUUGUAUCCACCCUCUUCAAACAGAGCUAAAACCCAUUUUUUUUCCAAAACCGCUAGCAGAAAGGGCCAUUUGACUCUAUCAUAGGUCUUUUCCAUGUCAACCUUUAAAGCCAUGUACCCUUUUUUACCCAGUGUUUUUUAUUUUUAAUCCAUCGAUUCCGCAGCAGACCGAGAUGCCGUGUCAUCUAAUACUUGAAAUAAAUCAAGGAGAAAGAGAGGACCAACCCACCCGGGUUUUCAUGAGCGUUGGCGGGUCCUGGAGUGCCUGUCAAGGGUGCUAGUGCAUACUGAUCCUAACUAGAAAAGAAACUUAAACUCGAUAUCGAGAUGCGCCGGCCAGGAUGCCGCGGGCUCGCCAAAUUUUCAGGAAUUUUAGACCAUGCUUCAGAUAAACUUUGAUUUUCAGC